AUGGUGGCUUCUGGCAAACAAAGCCUUUGUAUGGAAGUAUUGCGGUCGAAGUAUAAAGUCAAGAAGGAUUGGCUUAGAACAAAGCUAAGUAAAUUUGCCUCUCCUACAUGGCAUGCGAUAGAAAAAGCAAAGAAGUUGAUUGAAAAAGGAGCUUGCUUCCUUUUGAGAGAUGGGAAAUCCAUUAACGUAUGGGUUGAUCCUUGGAUUGAGGAUUUUAAGCCGAAUCCAAGGAUAGACGACUACCUCCAACUCCCCAUCAAGGCACACCAUCUCAUCGACCAUACCUCUAAAGCAUGGGAUGAAGAAAUGGGAACCUUUACUGUAAAAUUUGUUCAUCGUGUGGCAUUUACCCAAGUUUGUGAUGGAAGCCCAGUUAACUCCCUUUGGAAGAAUUUGUGGAAAGCGAGGCUUUCGGAACGUCUAAAAAUGUUAUUAUGGAGGAUUGGAGCCAAUGUCAUUCCCACAGGAGAGAAUCUCCAACGAAGAAUACAGCAUAUAGACUCGAUCUGCAAUUUUUGCGACACAAAAGUUGAGAGCAACAUCCAUCUUUUUUUAGAGUGUCAUUUUGCCAGAGCUCUUUGGACAAUUACAAGUUGGGGCAUCAGGAUUGAUACUACACCUCUAACCUCAAGCAAGGACAUCAUAAAGCUUAUCGUUAACCCACCCAAUGCCCCAAUACCAACAAAUGAGCAAUGGAUUGUAACUCUAAACAUGGCACUCAUCAUUGACGAAAUCUGGAAUUCUAGAAACCUCAAGCUUUUCCAACAAGAACAAGCCAACUUGCUCAAUGCCAAGCAUCGUGUGCAAGCAAGGUUUCAAGAAAUCUCCAAAGUCUUCGCCUCAACCAUCUACCCCACCCCGAGGUCAUGCUCUACCUCAUGGUCACCUCCCUCGCCAGAUCACAUCAAAAUUAAUGUGAAUGCGAUUUUAAACUCAUCCAAAACUGCUCUAGCUGUGGUUGCUCGAAAUCACCAUGGAAAGGUGCUCUUCGUUUGGGGAAAAGUGCACCAACUCUGCCCCCCUUUACAAGUAGAAGCGUUGGCACUUCUUUGGGUUGUCCAUCUAGCCAUCCAAAACCAUUGGUGCUUUGUCAUGUUUGAGGAAGACUCAAAAAUCUGCAUUGACGCUUUGGACCACCCUAUUCAAACUCCCAGAUGGACUCUAAACACUAUCAUUAGCAAUAUUCGUAACUUAUCUUCCUGUUUUUCUUCUUGUAAUUUCUGUUAG
Messenger RNA from Quercus lobata, 1227 nucleotides. RefSeq lists its product as uncharacterized. Gene Ontology annotation, molecular function: nucleic acid binding; RNA-DNA hybrid ribonuclease activity. NCBI's taxonomy places the organism in Eukaryota, Viridiplantae, Streptophyta, Magnoliopsida, Fagales, Fagaceae. The record is from RefSeq and is a predicted model, not a curated record. Bases 1 to 1227 code for a protein of 408 amino acids. The transcript is spliced from 2 exons.